CUUCUUGAAGAAGACAAAUGACAGAUUACUCUAUUUGUAAUCAAAAAUGUAUACAAAAAGUAUUUAUCUUAAAACGAAAUAAUUUCUGAUUUCGUUGUUUUUAUUCACCACUCACUCAAUAAAUAAACCAAAGUGUUGUAUUGUAGUGUCACUUAAAUGUGCAAGUAAAAGUAUAUUUGGAGACUAGGACUUUCCUACUGGACAAUAUGAAUCCGAUGUAUGAUUUCAUACAGAGGAACAGAGUUCUAGCUAAAAUCGAAAAAGCCCAUCAGUCCAAAGCUUCCAAUUUAGAGUUGGACGAUUUUGAUCUCAACCAUUUUCCUGAAGCUUUAUUAAAUUGUACUGAAUUAACAUGUUUAAAUUUAGGACACAAUAGACUGACAUCAUUACCUGUACAACUAUUUCAACUUAACAAUAUCCUUAACUUGAAUCUUGAAUAUAAUUCCUUGGAUAAGUUUCCAACAGUACUGAAAGAUCUUCCAAAUCUGACAACAUUGAAUAUAAGUCAUAAUCCAAUUAGAUCUCUGGCUUGCAUCGGGGGACUUGUUAAUUUGGAAGUGUUAUGGUGUAAUAGUUGCUGUUUACAAUCAUUACCAGAAGAAAUUGGAAAUUUGGUGAAACUCAAUACCUUAGGAGCAAGACAUAAUCAGCUGUUGAACCUGCCAAAAUCUAUUUGUAACUUGGAAAAAUUAAGAUGGCUCACCCUUGAAGAUAAUAAAUUACAUUCGAUACCAAAGAAGUUUGAAUGUUUGCAGCAGUUGAUUCAUUUGAAUUUGAACAGAAACAAUUUCAAUUAUAUUCCUUUGCAACUAACAAAAUUAAAAAAUUUACGAUAUUUGCACCUACAAAGUAAUGAAAUUUAUAUAGUUCCAGAUGCAAUAAUUAGCAAUAUGGAUUAUGUCAAAAUAAACUUAUUGAAAAACCCUCUAUCAUAUCCAGAAGAGUUGAAUAGAUUAUACCCAAAUUUAAUUUUACCUGGGAUAGAACUACACAAUGGACUAGAAGACUUUCAGUUAGAUUCUGACGAUAGCAGCUCUGACGAUUGGGAAAAUAGUUUAGGAAGUUCUGAAUUGUACUAUUCACAUUCAGAAUCCAGUAGUGAAGAGGAAGAAGUACUGGUUGAAAUACCGAAAUUGUCUAAAUAUCUCGUCACUUUUUGAAAUCAAGGCUGUUAGUAUACCAAAUUUAUUUGUUUUUAUCGUUAUCAAUACUGAAAAAGUUUACUUUUGAUAGUUAUAACCAUUUUUUAAGAGUUUUAUGUGGGUUAUUGUGAAUUAACUAAAUUAAAUAUGUUGAUAUCAGUUUCAUGAUCA
This is a messenger RNA of Coccinella septempunctata (seven-spotted ladybird), 1313 nucleotides long. Its product is annotated as leucine-rich repeat protein soc-2 homolog. The transcript has 3 exons. Gene Ontology annotation, molecular function: protein binding. The coding region runs from base 207 to 1160 and encodes 317 amino acids. The record is from RefSeq and is a predicted model, not a curated record. Lineage: Eukaryota; Metazoa; Arthropoda; Insecta; Coleoptera; Coccinellidae.